ACUGGUGACCAGUUCAUUCUGCAGCCGCCUCACAGGCCACAGUCUCGGACUACUCACCAGACAAACUCUGCUAGAAAACAAAUUAUAUAAAACACUUUAUUUUUUAAUCUGAAUUAAUUUGUUUGUCGUUAAGAAAAAACUUUUCUUUAAUCUUUUAGGAACAAAUGAAAAUCUUCAGUUUGUCAGAAGAAGUUUUGUUUUAGGAGAAGAAACUUCAUCAACAGCAGGAAUACAGCUCAACCUCCUGUCAGUCAUCUUUCACUUCACCUCUGACAACGUUAAGAAAGAGUUUCUUAGGAACUUGAAAACAACUCAACUUUUAAAACUCAGUUCCUGGGACUUGUCCUCCUCCCCCCCGCUCCAGGCCCCAUGAAGCGGCCGUGUGAGGACAGCAGCUCAGAGGACAGCGACGUGGACCAGAUGAUCGAUGUCGGCUGUGAGAACAUUGAUCCAGGACACAUGAAGAUGAGGAUGAUGAGGUGUGGCUCCCCGACCAGCGGAACACAAGUGAUGGCGAGGAAGAAACGCAGAGGGAUCAUCGAGAAGAGACGCAGAGACAGAAUCAACCUCAGUCUGACGGAGCUGAGACGACUCGUCCCCACGGCCUCUGAGAAGCAGGGUUCGUCCAAACUGGAGAAAGCAGAGAUCCUCCAGAUGACCGUGGACCACCUGAAGAUGAUGCAGGCCACCGGAGGGAAAGGUUACUUUGACGUCCACGCUCUGGCUCUGGACUUCCUGUCUCUCGGGUUCAGGGAGUGUGUGACCGAGGUUUCCCGCUACCUGUGCUCCGUGGAGGCCCUGGACUCCGGAGACCCCCUGCGCUCCCGCCUCCUCUCACACCUCACUUCCUGCGCCUCCCAUCGUGACGCCGCCGCUCUGACAGCCGCCUCCCACCCUCCCCAUCAGCAGCGGCCUUACCCCUUCCCUCCCCCCCUCCCCCCUCACCACUGGGCCGCAGCAGGGUUUCAUCAUCUUCCUGCCGCCGCCGCGCCGUACGGGCUUCCUGUCUCCUCAGACGUGGGAGGAGGUGGAGCCCCCCACAGGCUGGCGGAGUUAUCGCAGCGCAGUCCGGCCUCCUCUUACUCCGCCCAUGCAGACUCCACCACCUCCUCCUCCUCUCCUUCCUCCUCCUCCUCGUCUCUUGUGCUCUCCCCUCUCUCCUCCUCGCUCCUCUCCCUCUCGUUCCCCAUCGCCCUCCACGCAGGUUUCCCCGUCCUUCCUCCUUUCACCUCCUCCUCCUCCUCCUCCUCCUCCUCGUCCCAGACUCCUCUCAGCAGCAGUAAACCCUACAGGCCGUGGGGAACCGAGGUCGGAGCGUUCUGACCUCUGACCUCUUCACUCUUCCCCCCCCACUGAAGGAAACACUGACAAACCAAGUUUUAACUCUCGACUGUUUAACCUGUUUACAUGUUGUUAACAUGUUGUUCACGUGUUCAGCUGAUGAUUCUUUUAAAACUGUGACAGGUUGUUAAAAAACUCUAUUCAUCUUCUUUAUGUUUAUUAAAAUGUUUCCUGCCGUGAAAAUAA
Messenger RNA from Platichthys flesus (European flounder), 1527 nucleotides. RefSeq names its product hes-related family bHLH transcription factor with YRPW motif 2 (gene hey2). Lineage: Eukaryota; Metazoa; Chordata; Actinopteri; Pleuronectiformes; Pleuronectidae. The record is from RefSeq and is a predicted model, not a curated record. Gene Ontology annotation, molecular function: DNA-binding transcription factor activity, RNA polymerase II-specific; protein dimerization activity; RNA polymerase II cis-regulatory region sequence-specific DNA binding. The coding region runs from base 370 to 1323 and encodes 317 amino acids. Gene Ontology annotation, cellular component: nucleus. Gene Ontology annotation, biological process: regulation of neurogenesis; Notch signaling pathway; anterior/posterior pattern specification. The transcript has 5 exons.